Oikopleura dioica is the source of this 744-nucleotide messenger RNA. Lineage: Eukaryota; Metazoa; Chordata; Appendicularia; Copelata; Oikopleuridae. The record is from the annotation of a GenBank genome assembly.
AUGCAGCGUCCUCUUAUCUUUGGCAUGGUACACCUGCGUGCGCUGCCAGGUGCGCCCCGAAAUAAACUUACCGUCCGCCAGAUAGCCGACAAAGCGCUCCAAGAGAACAUGCAUGAUGUCCCAUAUCAGAGGCCGGAACAUCGGAACCCGGAAGUAACUGCCAUAAUGGCGGCGAUCGCGCAGCAAUUCAGAUCCCAGUUUCCCACAGUCACCGCUGGAGUGCAAGUCCUAAGCUGCGGAAAUAAAGAAGCUCUGUCUAUAGCCCUCGCCGCGGAUCUAGAUUUUAUCAGAUGCGAAUCGUUUGUCUUCGGACAUAUCGGCGACGAGGGCUUUGCGCAGUCGGAUGCAGCGGAACUGCUUAGGUAUAGACGCAACAUAGGAGCAGACAAUAUUAAGAUCUUCACAGACAUCAAAAAGAAACACUCAUCGCAUGCUAUAACAGGAGAUCUUUCAAUAGCGGACGUAGCUGUAGCUGCAGAUUUCUUUCUAACUGAUGGCCUGAUAGUCACCGGGCAGCAUACAGGCACACCAGUGGAGAAGAACGAUAUCACUCAAGUGCGCGCAUCAGUGAACCAGAAGGUUUUUAUCGGCUCUGGUACUAGCGCCAAGAAUAUUCUCCACUAUGCUGAGUCGGUUGAUGGAUUCAUCAUUGGCUCUGAGUUCAAGGAACACGGAUAUUGGGAAAACGAAAUCGACCCGAAGAGGGUCAAAGAAAUCACUUCACUUCUUUCCUCAAAAUACUAA